CUCGCGGGAGGCGGUGAAGCUGCGGGAGAAUCUUGCUGGGGGACAUCCAGACGUGCCCCGGAUUCGGAACCUCGGAGCCCUCCGCAACCUUUGCAAGCCAGGAUUUCCUCUGCUGGGAAAGGAAGGAAGGGAGGGUGGGGGAGGAAGGAAGAGAGAGGAAGGAAGGAAGGAAGGAAGAGAGCGGAAGGACUGGCAGGGAUCCAUCCUGUGGACCAGAAAUGCUCCCGUGAAGACUCCCUGGAGCCCUUUGGAGCUGCUCUGCUGGAGAGAGGAAGGAUGGAGACAUCCCCUUUGGCAAAGGAGGGGAGUGGAAAAGGCCCCGCAGCUCUUCAGCCUGGGAACUGUGAGGAGAGCUGGACCAGAACCUGGCAGAAGUUCCUGCAGGAGGGAACCAUCCUUCCUUCAGAAGUUCCACCCUGGACCUCCAUCCGAUGCCAGGAGGGUGAGGGUCCCCGAGGACUUUGCAGCCGACUCCAUGACUUGUGCAGGCGAUGGCUGAGCCCAGGAAAGCACAGCAAAGCCCAGAUGCUGGACCUGGUGGUUCUGGAGCGGUUCCUGGCUCUCCUGCCCCCAGAGAUGGAGGGCUGGGUGCGGGAGUGUGGAGCAGAGAACAGCUCCCAGGCGGUGGCCCUGGCGGAAGGCUUCCUCCUGAGCCAGGCGGAGGAGCAGAAGGAGCAGCUCCAGCAGCAGGUGGGAGUCUUUAGGGAGCUCGGAAGGGAAUAAAUAGAGAGAGUGUUUGAAUGCUUCACCCCUCCUUCCCAAACUUCUCUCUCGUUCAUAAUAUGAGGCAAUUCUCCAGUUCUUGUAGGACAUUGUUCCAUUGUUUUCCCACUCAGCCACACAGAUAGAUAUUGGGGGCUUUGAGGUUGUGUUCUGAAUAUAAGAAUCCACUUUAUGUCUUGUGACAUACAUUAAUUCUGCUUCUUCCUUCCUUCCUCCUAUUUGAAGUGCUGCACUGUGGAGAUCAGAGACCCUGAGGGAAAGAAGAACCCAUCAAAU
This is a messenger RNA of Notechis scutatus (mainland tiger snake), 999 nucleotides long. Lineage: Eukaryota; Metazoa; Chordata; Lepidosauria; Squamata; Elapidae. The record is from RefSeq and is a predicted model, not a curated record.